Clarias gariepinus (North African catfish) is the source of this 3466-nucleotide messenger RNA. It is a transcript of the gene vgf, whose product is annotated as VGF nerve growth factor inducible. The coding region runs from base 222 to 2177 and encodes 651 amino acids. Gene Ontology annotation, molecular function: neuropeptide hormone activity. Lineage: Eukaryota; Metazoa; Chordata; Actinopteri; Siluriformes; Clariidae. The record is from RefSeq and is a predicted model, not a curated record. The transcript is spliced from 2 exons.
CGAGAGGCUAAGACGUGAAUAAAACGAGUCGUAUUCCUAUUGACCAAGCAAGUUAAUUCGAUGUGUGCAUUUACUUUUUAAAAAAAGAAAGCAAAUGUACGAAUAAAGAGAGUGAAGAAAGUGUCCAAUCGCGAAGUUCGGAGAACAAAGAGCAAAAGUGCGUCGCACCACGUCACGCCUGGAAUCCCGGUGCCUCUCCAUUUUCCUCCCUCCUAAUCUGCAUGGUCAUGAUUCUGUGCCAGCAAGUCUCUAGAGCGCCAGUUGUGCUUCUGCUGUUUCUCUUCAGGCUUACAUUUGAGCCCACAAGCAGCAUCCCUGUGACUGAACACAAAGUGGGCAAUCAAUAUAAACCCUCCUCUCCUGAACUUACACAAGCAGAGUUUCAGUUUACCCGAACUGGAGAUGUUCUGCCAGGCACACAGAAUGAAGAGGAAGAUGAACUUUUCAAAGAUGUGGACCCAAAAACCUUAGCAGCAGUGCUCCUAGAAGCCCUCAAUAAGCCUCAGGAGGUAAUGAGUGAGCAAAAGAAGAAUGUAGGAGAGAAGGACAAAGCAGAAGAGAACAGGGAGAUGCAGAGUUUUGACACAGAAAGAAAUGGUGAUCAGGAGCUGGAACUGUUGCGAGCAGCUACUGAGGCACAGGGCAGGGAAGAGAGAGAAAGGGAAGAGGAUAAGGAAAGGAAGCGGGAGGAAGAGGAAGAAGAACGCCUCACAGAAAAGGUGACAAGUCACACCACCAGUCAAACAAUGCCUGUAAAAGAAAAAGAAGUAGUUACGAAGGAUAAGGCAAGCAAGGAAGAGCAACAAGAAACAGAGGACACUGCUGAUGUGGAUAAGGAUGAGCAGCUGAGUCCUGAAGAGUUGAAGAACCUUGAAAGCAUGUUAGAGGAGUUUCAGAGCUACAGUACAGCCAUGAAACGAGAACGCGAUUCAUCAUUUGGCCUGAGAGAGAGUCGUGGUGAUUACUUUGACUAUCUGGAUCGUAAUGGCCUCAUGAACAAUGAAAUCAAGCCCAAACCUAAGGGCUAUGACUUAGCUCUGUCUAAGAAGAAACUUAAAUGGCAGCAAGAGCAGGAAAAGAACAAGAAUCGGCCAUUGUAUAAGGGAGGAAACUUCAUGAACGAUUUUAAUGAUAAUAUUGAAGAUCAAGAAGAGGAAAAUGGAGAGGAUGAAGAGGAACUGCUGAGUCCAGAGGAGGAAGAAGCUAGGGCUAAAGCUGAGCAAGAAGAGGUGCGCAGACAAGCAGCUGAAGCCCAAAGAGCCAAGGCAGAGGAAGAGAAGCUUGCAGAUAUUGCAUCAGACAUGAUCUUGCAAUACAUGGUCAAGCAAGAUGGGAAUAAGUAUCGGGACAGUAAUGCUGCAGAAGACAAACGCUCAGAGGAAGAUGGUGCCAAUGAUGACGAUGAUGACAUUGACCCACAAACUAUUGACAAGUUGAUAGAGAUCUCAAGUAAGCUGCACUUGCCUGCUGAUGAUGUGGUAGAUAUAAUCAGUGAUGUAGAAAAAAAGAAAAAAAAGGAUGCCCCUGAAACUCUGCAAUGGCAACGACCUCUUGUACCACCUCCAGCCCCUGAUGUGCCAUCUACAGUCCUGAAAACAUUGCCACCCUCAAAACCACCCAAACCUAACACAAAUGUGCUAAAAUCAUGGUUCAAAGACAGGGCUUCCAUUAGGGCCAAUCAGCCAGAUUUUUGGAUGAAGAAACAGUGGCCUCUUUGGACAUACCCCUCCUAUCAGCGCUAUCAAAAGCCCUACAGUAGUUAUUACACCAUCUACAUCCCACCUCCCAAGCCUAAACCCCGCUACUAUGCCAAACCUUCCUACGCUCUUAAUGGCAUACUAGGAAAUUCAUUGGACUAUGAGCUUGAUUACCCUCUCAAGCAAAGGUAUCGUCCAUGGGCACAGAGUCGUUCAAGGGCUCCUCUGGCUUUCCGGCGCAACCUCUAUUUCCCUAACUACAUUGUCCCUCAUCCUCGGACUUUUAAAGCCAUACCUAUGCCCAAACCACGCUCACCCCUGCUUCAUCGCCCUGCUUUCUACUACUCACCCACAGCAUCUGUAGUUGCCCCACAGGAUGGCUAUUACAGCCAAGUGGAACAACCACUGCCAGACAGCAAUGAGGAGCUGGGAAACUUUAUUGAAAAGGUUUUCCUGAAACGUCCCCGCUUGUUUCAGUGACAGUGUACAUAAAGAGAGAAAGAAAGAGGAAAUUUAGGUGAGCAAGGACGGUACAACUGUGAGACUGUUUUGCCACACAACAAUAUUUUGAUUUAAUUUUCAGAAAUAGGUAUAUCCAGUCCAAUUUACCCGUCCUUCCCUCUUCAGUUAAACUAAAAAAAAGCCAGUAGACUGGUGACUGUUGCCAUUUCAAGUGGUGUUUCUUCCUUCUUCAUGUAUUCCCCUCCUUCCCUCCUUCCCUACAUAUAUUGAUAGACAGUGGAAAUGAGGUGAACAAAGGGUGCUUUUGUCAAUCAUGGGGUACACACAUGACUCAAAUACUCAACUAAAAUCCUAAAAAAAAAACAAAAAAAAAAAACGUGACACUUCCAAAAGGCCUUUAAAAAAAGGAAGACAAAAAUAUACUGGAACAUCUUUUGUAAGCCUUAUAUUUUAUUAUUUUUAAAUCAUUUAUAAUAUUCAAAAAUUGUUUAAACCAUGUAGUCAUUUUCUCUAAUUAUGACAAAAACAAGAAAAAUCUAUUCAAAUUCAAAACCUUUAAAGAAUGCAUGCAUAAACACAUGUUUAUUCCAGUCAGUUAUGAUAAAAUAUUAAGUGCCAUAACCUUAACAAGUUUGGUUUAUUCCACCAAAUGAAUGUUUUAAAUAUACCUAGUAGUAUUCUGACACACUUGGUUCUGUACAUAAAAUUAACUGCCUGUAGGCUGACAUUUUUGUUUUGUUUUGUUUUUUCUUUUUGUAUUUAAUAUCGUUUUUCUACACAGAAAAUUGAUAGUUGGUGCAAAGAAUGCUCAUACAUUCCAAAUAUUUCUAGGAAAAGCUUUUUCAUAUAAGCUGUUUUGAUGACAGUCAUUUAUUGCCUUAUUUCCCUUUUCAUGACUAUAGCAGCAUUUGUUCAUUGAGGGGUUAACAGGUUUAAUCCCACUUAACUGGUUGGCUGUUGGAGAAAAAUUCAUGUUCAAUUGGACUACAUAAUACAUGGACUUAAUGGUAAAAAUAGAUUAAGAAUGAUGAGGUGUCCAUGUGACAUAUAAAUGACCUAAUUAACUACUUUAAAAAUUGUUUCUAAGUUUAAAACAAGAAUUUACAAUAUUGUGUAAUAAAAAAAAGAAUUAGAAUGUCCCAUAAAAUUUUCAAUCAGUAGUUACUUUUACCAAAAAUAUGGGUAUAAGGUACCAGAAUGUAAAUUCAGGUUAAUAGUGCAGAACUGGAUAAGGUGCAUGAAAUAAUAGAUGCAUUUUUAAACUAUGCGUUAGAGAUAACAAAAGACACUGUGAACAACAACAACAA